Fusarium coffeatum is the source of this 1362-nucleotide messenger RNA. RefSeq lists its product as uncharacterized. NCBI's taxonomy places the organism in Eukaryota, Fungi, Ascomycota, Sordariomycetes, Hypocreales, Nectriaceae. The record is from RefSeq and is a predicted model, not a curated record. The coding region runs from base 1 to 1362 and encodes 453 amino acids. Gene Ontology annotation, molecular function: glycosyltransferase activity. The transcript is spliced from 3 exons.
AUGGGUGAGGCAUCUUCAUUUGUUGCGGUGCGUCUGAUGCGGAUCAUUCCCAUUGCCGCCAUCAUCCUAGCUUCUUUCUACAUCUUCAGUACCUGCUUUUCCGCUUUCCAGGCCACAGACGUCCCUACCCCCGAAGAAUGGAAGAAACACGAUGUAGUCAUGGAAGAGGAAGAGACUCCAGAAACCAUAACUGUCACUCUUACAGGUUACCCUGAUUCUACUCCUACUCCUCAUGUCCUCACUAUCGCAGAGAUCGAAGAGCUCGAGAACAAGGGAGAUAUCUCGGGCUUUUCGGAUGAAGACGAAGACGAAGAGGAUAUAUACAUUAAUCUGGACGAUGAGGAUGAUUGGACUGAGGAGGGUCUUCGGAAGGAAAUGGCUGUUGGAGAGGGUGAGGAAUUUCCUAGUGAGAAUGAUGAAGGCGACGAAGGGGUAGAUAAGGACGACAAUGACGAUGGUGUCGACUGGUCGCGCUUUGCCUACAUUCAAUAUGUCACCAACGAGGAUUAUCUUUGUAACUCAAUUAUGAUCUUUGAGGCGUUGCAUCGUCUGGGUAGCAAGGCCGAUCGUCUACUGAUGUACCCCAAGGAGAUGCUCGCGCCACAUGCCCCCUACUCAAAAACACACAGUGGUCAACUCCUAAUCAGAGCUCGCGAUGAGUAUAACGUUACUCUCCAGCCAAUUGAGAUUCAACAUCGCGACGGACAAGACGAAACAUGGGCCGACUCCUUCACCAAGCUCCUCGCUUUUAACCAGACCCAAUAUGACAGAGUUCUCUCCCUCGACUCAGACAGCACAGUCCUCCAACAUAUGGACGAGCUCUUCCAACUGCCUCCUUGUCCUGUCGCCAUGCCCCGCGCGUACUGGCUCUACAACGAGAACCCUCCCAAGAAGAUCCUUUCCUCGCAGCUCAUGCUCAUCCAGCCCGACGACAUCGAAUUCGAGCGCAUCGUGCAAAAAAUGAACAGCAUCGGCCCCAACGACUACGACAUGGAGAUCGUGAAUAGCCUAUACCUUGACAGCGCUCUCAUCCUGCCCCAUCGCAAGUACGACAUGCUCACGGCGGAGUUCAGAAACAAGGAUCAUACUGCGUACUUGGGCAGUGAGCGCGAGGAGUGGAACUCUACUGCCGUACUUGAAGAGGCCAAGUUUGUGCACUUUUCGGAUUGGCCUGUUCCGAAGCCAUGGAUUCAUGAUCCUGAGGUUAGAAUGCACAAUCAGCCUGACUGUCCGGAUGGGGAGAUAAGUUGUCCAGAUAGGGAUAUCUGGAACGGGUUCUACACUGACUUUGCGGAUAGUAAAGAGAGAGUUUGUGAAUCUGUGGGCAAAUCUGGAAAAUGGAUCAACUGGAAAACAAGGUAG